CGGUUCUGUGGUGCUUGGAGAGGAGCCGUGGUCGCGAUGCCUGAGCCGGCCAAGUCCGCCCCCGCGCCCAAGAAGGGCUCCAAGAAAGCCGUGACCAAGACGCAGAAGAAAGGCGACAAGAAGCGCAAGAAGAGCCGCAAGGAGAGCUACUCCAUCUACGUGUACAAGGUGCUGAAGCAGGUGCACCCCGACACGGGCAUCUCGUCCAAGGCCAUGGGCAUCAUGAACUCCUUCGUCAACGACAUCUUCGAGCGCAUCGCCGGCGAGGCGUCGCGCCUGGCGCACUACAACAAGCGCUCCACCAUCACGUCGCGGGAGAUCCAGACGGCCGUGCGCCUGCUGCUGCCCGGCGAGCUGGCCAAGCACGCCGUGUCCGAGGGCACCAAGGCUGUCACCAAGUACACCAGCUCCAAGUAAAUGCCUGCUGAAUAUACCGCUUAACCCAAAGGCUCUUUUAAGAGCCAGCCACUUUUUCAUUAAAAGAGCUGUACAAUCAAUCAAACAGCGCCGUAUAGCUAAUUUAGAAUAUUUUUUUUUGUUUUUGUUUUUUUU
This is a messenger RNA of Cinclus cinclus, 552 nucleotides long. Its product is annotated as histone H2B 1/2/3/4/6. NCBI's taxonomy places the organism in Eukaryota, Metazoa, Chordata, Aves, Passeriformes, Cinclidae. The transcript has a single exon. Gene Ontology annotation, cellular component: nucleosome. The coding region runs from base 37 to 417 and encodes 126 amino acids. Gene Ontology annotation, molecular function: protein heterodimerization activity; structural constituent of chromatin; DNA binding. The record is from RefSeq and is a predicted model, not a curated record.